CUUUUUAAUGUGCUGCAUACUCGUGUGUUAAAGGAGGCAAUUUUAUCCUACAAUGAACAGUAUCGCGAUUAUUGGUCUUUUGAUGGAUUGCACGCAUACUUUCAAGCGAUCGGUCCUUCGGAAUCAUAUGACUUCUUUUACCAAACUUUACCGAAGAUGAUUGAUCUUGCACUUAGACUACCGAAAUUAAUAACUAAGUCUAUCCCUUUACUGCGUCAGGGCUAUAGAGGCAGUGUUACCAUGAGUCAAGAACAAGCAGCAUGCAUCUUGGCUAACGCAUUCUUUUGUACUUUUCCUGAAAGAAGUGGCUCGUUCACCAAAGGUUCGCACGACUUUGGUUACCCUGCUUUCAACUUCAAUAGCCUAUUCGAGAUCAAAUCCAAUAGAGUCUUACAAAAACUGCAAUGUCUUGUUCACUAUUUUGGACGUGUAACUAAAACAAGUAAGCUAAAGCCAAUGCCGAGAGGAAUCAUCACCUAUGAACGGCGACAAGUCUAUGAUAUUGACAAGGCGAUUGAAAGCUCAAGAAGUCAGUUUUGUAAAAUUUGCGUUGAUAGUUCUGGGCUAAUUGAAGAUGCAACGGGAAUGUCCCAGAUUGAUUUUGCUAAUAAAAGAAUUGGUGGUGGAGUACUUAGAUCUGGAUGUGUUCAAGAGGAAAUACUAUUUCUAAUAAGUCCAGAAUUAAUCGUAUCGUUACUGAUAACUCAAGUUUUAGAUGAUAAUGAAUGUUUAAUAAUUAGAGGAUCAGAACGCUUUAGCCAUUAUUCUGGAUAUUCUAAUUCUUUCAGAUGGACUGGAAAUUAUGUUGAUAAGACACCUAGAGAUAGCGAAGGAAAAUUGUACUCUGAAGUUGUAGCAAUUGAUGCUUUGGUAUUUUCAAGCUUUCGAGCUCAACUUAAGCAAGCUUCUCUGCGCCGUGAAUUUAUGAAGGCAUAUUGUGGAUUUAAUUUACCAAGGUCCUAUAGUGGCCCUAAAUACGCCAUUGCUACUGGCAAUUGGGGAUGUGGUGCUUUUGGGGGCUUAAUCCAAAUGAUGGCAGCGGCAGAAGCUGGGAGACCUGUUUGUUACUAUACCUUCGGUGAUAAGGUCAAAUUUGUUGAACUGAAAAUAUGGAAAAAUAUAAGAACUAGCUAA
Molecule: messenger RNA, 1134 nt
Organism: Trichoplax adhaerens
Lineage: Eukaryota; Metazoa; Placozoa; Uniplacotomia; Trichoplacea; Trichoplacidae
Exons: 12
Biological process (GO): regulation of DNA repair; carbohydrate metabolic process; ATP generation from poly-ADP-D-ribose
Cellular component (GO): nucleus; cytoplasm
Molecular function (GO): poly(ADP-ribose) glycohydrolase activity
Source: RefSeq, a predicted model, not a curated record